Messenger RNA from Somion occarium, 1551 nucleotides. The record is from the annotation of a GenBank genome assembly. Lineage: Eukaryota; Fungi; Basidiomycota; Agaricomycetes; Polyporales; Cerrenaceae.
GUCUACCGUGCCUAGCUGUUGGUGGCAAGUGCAAGCAGGUUCCUGGUCCAUGGCGCUAAUGAGCGUCUGUGUUGGUAUAUAACAACGUUUCCUGGUGUCUCCCAAUAUUCAAGCCCUCAGACGACGACGCACUCCUUUAACACUCUCAUAAUGACGACUCCUAUUAACAACGACUCCAAAGACCCCGUUCUCCUGGCUGAUGCCUUACCCCAAUGUCUUCGAACCAUCUUUGAUAAGAAGGGAAAGGACGCAGAGCUCACCUACAAAUACAAGUCGGCAAGCUCUUCCGAAGGCGAGAUCAUAAUCGACCUAGUUCUAUUUCUCAAACUAGUGAUCUCCGAGGCGAAGGUGUCUGCUGAGGUUGCUGCUCUCGUAUGGGCCGCUGUCAAGGCCCACUUCAAGGACAUCGUUGAAGAGAAGAAUGGGAGCUUGAUUCCUUGUGUUGGUGAAAAGACGUGGGGAGAGACAUUUGCAAAGCUCGAGAAAGACCGGAAGAAGUUGAAGGCGAAGCUAGAGAAACCGCUCGAGACAGAGGCUAUUAAGUGGAUUACAUGGCUUCUAGUCCCUCUGAGAGACCCGAAGAAGAAGCCACGGCAGAGCAACCAGCAACCAGGCAACCAGCAACAAGGCAACCAGCAACAAGGCAACCAGCAACCAGGCAACCAGCAACAAGGCAACCAGAACAGUCGACAACCUGACUUCACUGAAAAAGUUCUCGAACGAGACAGAUACACAUGCCCCGUUACUGGUGCUAUUAACAAAGGUUUCAAAGGAAAUCAAUAUGCCCAGGGUACACAGGCUCCUCGAGGGUACCUCGAGGUCGCUCAUAUCAUGCCUCACCAUCUUAAUAACGGAGGGGAAGCUCUGAAGUAUUAUGAGCGAUUCUGGUCUGGCGGUAUCACUGCGGCAAAUUUUGACACGCUCGUCAACGACGUCUCUAAUGGUCUUCCACUCGAUCGUAACUUCCACAUCUCUUUUGAUAAACUUGAAUGGUCCAUCGAAGCCAGUGCCACGGAGUACAUCCUCCGUUAUACAUGUAACGGUCAGCCUUCCGUAGGAAGAAUCCUUCCGGACACUACGGACGGUAAGAAGCUGAUCUUCGGCACUGGAGAUGCAACUCUCGCGAAACCGAACCGCGAUUUUUGUAACCUCCAUUAUGCCAUCUGCCGUGUCGCCAAUCAGUCUGGAAUGGCGGAUGUCUUCAAUGCCAUGUACAAGGACGACGACGAGGAUUUGUGGGGCGAUUCCGCGGAUCCUGUGUUUGGGGAUCCUUCCAAGGUUGGAAGAGCAUACCGGCCCACUCCGCUGGAUGAUGACGAGGAGGGGGAGGAACUCGGAUAUGAUAGAUAUCAGAAGAAGUUCGCGCUGGAAGUCCCGGGCGGAAAGGUCCUUACAGCGAGAUCGUGAAGUCUCUGUUGCUCAACGGACGUUCGCUUUCUUCAGUGUCAUAUUCCAACGAUACCGAAGUGAUAUUGUCCGGCAUACAUGAGGUUGUAGAAUACUUAGGAGUGGCAAUUUCACCAUCCGAGCGUUCAGGACCUUUGUGAGAUG